Messenger RNA from Megalops cyprinoides (Indo-Pacific tarpon), 2570 nucleotides. Its product is annotated as transmembrane protein 178A. Gene Ontology annotation, biological process: negative regulation of osteoclast differentiation; regulation of cytosolic calcium ion concentration. The record is from RefSeq and is a predicted model, not a curated record. Gene Ontology annotation, cellular component: endoplasmic reticulum membrane. The transcript has 4 exons. Bases 524 to 1429 code for a protein of 301 amino acids. Lineage: Eukaryota; Metazoa; Chordata; Actinopteri; Elopiformes; Megalopidae.
AGUAUUGUCGCGCCUCUGUCCACGACACACCCAUCGCUAUUGUUGAUGCUGACUGAGUCUGACAGCCUCAACCUUCCUUAGCGUGCGCUGAGAGCCGCUCGCGGUACAAUAUUUAUCACGGAGCGACUGAAGAAGCAGGCUGCUGUUUCCACGGACACAGGCGGACUGGACAGCAACGGAUACAGUUUUUUUUUUACAUAGAAAGCAAAAGUAACCACGGAAUCAAGACGAUGGAGAGAGCAGGUUAACCCAUGUUAACGUUUACCAGGUCAGAGUUCCAUGCGGAAAGCAAUCCACAUGGAAGCAUAGUUCCGUCCACAAAUGAUAUCCACCUGCGCUGUCUCCGGCUUCUGCACCACAUAGGUCAGCUUUGGGCAAAUGACAGAGGCGGUCGCGUCGUUGGAGUGUUUUCUUCGGAGCAUCGCUGUCAAUGAGCAGGAAUGGUUAGUUACCGGAGAAACCGAUGUUGAAAAGACGUUCUGUUCCCCCGACUGUGCGCAAAUACAGCUCGAAUGAUUGAAACAUGGAGAAACAGGCUCUUGUAACAGCGGUCAGCCUGUCCAUGAGCCUUUUGUCGUUAAUGCUUCUCAUUACAGCGAUCUUCACUGACCAUUGGUACGAGACCGACACCAGGAGGCACAAGGAGAACUGCGACCUGUAUGGGACGGAUUCCAAUGGUCAGAAAAACAGGGAGAUGCCGAUUUAUCACCUGCCUCUCGUGGACAACAACAAUCCACGACGGAGCCUUGCUCUGAUGAAGCCAAUACACGUCGGGAGUAGGGAAGAGGAACUCCUGGAGAACUGGAGGUCAAUUUUAGGGAUGGGAAUUUUGGAGACGGAAUGUGGGCGUCCACUUUUCUCCACCUAUUCAGGACUCUGGAGAAAAUGCUAUUUCCUCGGCAUGGAUGAGGAUAUUGAUAAACUCAUUUUGAAGGGUAUUGCGCAGAGAUGCACUACUGUGAAGUAUCAUUUCUCCCAGCCUAUUCGGCUCAGGAACAUCCCACUCAACCUGACCAGGACAAUUCAGCAGGAUGAAUGGCACCUUUUGCAUCUGCGCAGAAUCACAGCUGGGUUCCUGGGAAUGGCAGCCGCGGUCCUGUUGUGCGGUUCCAUCGUGGCCACUGUCAGCUUCUUUUGGGAGGAGAACCUGACCCAGCAUGUGUCUGGCCUGCUCUUUCUCAUGGCAGGGAUCUUUUGCACCAUCUCCCUGUGUACCUAUGCGGCCAGCGUUUCCUAUGACCUGUCCAGGAACCCACCCUUCAUCUACGGGCUGCCCAGUGACGUGGAGCAUGGAUAUAGCUGGUCCAUGUUCUGCGCCUGGGUGAGCCUGGGGCUGACGGUGGCGUCUGGCUGCCUGUGCACCACCUACCCCUUCAUCAGCCGGGCCAAAGCCCUGCAGUCCAAGACGGCCCCCGACUCCUCGGUGUGAGCAGGAGCCCCUGGACUGGACCCCCUCCUCGGGGGCUGACGCGGGCGACUGGCUGGCAGGCACGAGAGUGCCAGAAGCUCAGUUCAUCCGUAGUGUUCGUUUUCUCUUUUGGUUUUUCAAUCCGGUUGGAUUUGUGGUGCUUCACUGAGAAGCUGGACGCCACGCUCUGAGUCGUCACCCUGCAGGUAUUUGUAGCCUCUCAUCUGUGUUGCGGCGUCGUGCAACGUGCCGGUGUGACUAUGUACAGUUCGUUCUUUAUGCAUUUAGUGUAUAUACACACAGGCACAUAUAUACAUAUAUAUAGCAUCUGCAUAAUAUGACCGUUUAUAUAAAAAAAACAAAACAAAACAGAGAUCAAAACGGUGUAUGUGAAUAUUUGUGACUGUUACCUCUUUUUAUCCCCAUGUGCAUCCUCUGGGCCGUGACGAUGCUCUGAGGAGAAGCGAUCUUUUAAAUUUCUUUCUUUAUCAUCGAACACACGUUUAAACCUGGCAUGACCAUGAACACCCCUGGUGGAAUCAUAGCUGUUGUGCGAGAGAGUGAUCUCUUCUUUAAGUGCAUCAAGCAAAUGGUGUGGAAUGAAGUGGUAGUUGCUGUUUGAGAUUCUCAAUUCUCUCUCCUCACUCUGUUCUAAAGGGCUCGGUUAGUCAUUGCUAGGGCACAUGGUGAAGGCAGGGCUGAGACUGGAGACAGCCUUCCUGAAAUGGAAAUUAUAGCCAUGCCCUGUAUCUGCUGAAAUGACAGCCACCAGUUGUAUUCAUAAACGGAGCCCUAAUGGCAUAUCGUGCCACCUGUUUUGAAUGGGCAAGAAGCAGAACACAGAGGAGACGGGGAUACUGCGAGUUCGAGAUGCAGAAGUGAAUGAAUGUCAUGAAUGCCCUCAAGUAUAAGUGAUGCUUGGUGUGUGGAGCACAUUAGUGGCAAUGGUGGGAAAUACCAGGAUGUCAGGCAUUGCUCAACACGCCUGCAUCAGUGAUGUCCACUCUGAGGAGCAGUGUGUAUGUACACACUGGUCUCAGCUGAUCCCCUGUAGCUGCAACUUUUGCUGAGGCUGUGCUCUUGGGUGGAUCACUCCCAGUGGCGCUACGGUGACAAGGACACAAGGAUAUGGGAGAGGUGCAGUUUCUUCUCUUCGCUGACC